This is a messenger RNA of Homalodisca vitripennis (glassy-winged sharpshooter), 3710 nucleotides long. Its product is annotated as glutactin-like. The record is from RefSeq and is a predicted model, not a curated record. The coding region runs from base 1 to 1686 and encodes 561 amino acids. NCBI's taxonomy places the organism in Eukaryota, Metazoa, Arthropoda, Insecta, Hemiptera, Cicadellidae. The transcript is spliced from 11 exons.
AUGAUCCAAACUCGGGUGUUGGGUACAUUUGUUGGAGAUCCCAAUCUUCUGAGUGAACCUUGUGCAGCUAAUAAGGAUAAGUUACCGACACCUGCUGGUAGUUGGAAAGGCUUGUUAAAUGCAACAUAUUUUAGAAAUAAAUGUCCCCAAGCGAACAACGAGAGGGAACUGUUGGAGCUACAACAAAGGAUAGGACGGAAUGAAGAUGUGGAAGACUGUCUUCAUAUUAACAUUUAUACUCCGCAGAUGCCUAAUAAUACCUGUAGGAGUUUAUUGCCCGUGAUGUUCUAUAUACACGGUGGUAGCUUCCGAGUUGGUUCUGCUAGAGAUUUUCUCCCUGACUUUCUGCUUGAAGAAGAUAUAGUUUUAGUUGUUAUACAGUACAGGCUUGGUCCUUUAGGGUUCCUUUCAUUCGGUGUAGAAGAGGCCCCAGGGAACAUGGGUCUGCACGACCAGCUGAUGGCACUGAAGUGGACGAAGCGUUACAUUCACAAUUUCUGUGGUGACUCUGACCGGAUCACCAUCUUCGGCCAGAGCUCAGGAGCAGCUGCUGUCACCCUCAUGAUGGCCAGUCCUCUGGUCACGCCUGACCUGUUCCAGCGUGUAAUCGUGCAAAGUGGGUCCACGCUGUGUGACUGGGCGAUCGACUUCCACCCCUUGGCUCACGCCCAGACCAUAGCGAGGAUGUCUAAUUGCGACCUGCCAUCCACACGCGAGAUGAUCGACUGCCUCCGCAACCAGUCUGCCUUCCAGAUACUGAUGGCUCAUUCCGACUUCUUGACAGAGGUUCUGAUCAAUGAGGGAAGGGCUGUGAGAGGAAAUAACGGAGGAAACCACGCCAUAAUCGAGAAGCCCGGACCACUUAGCUACCUUGUCGAGGAUCCCAGGCUGAGUUUCCAGGAUGGCAGGUUUCUGAAAGUUCCCAUGAUGAUUGGCGUCACUAAACAUGAAGGGAGUUUCUUUCUGGGCAACAUUCAUGACUUCAUACUGGAAAGAAAUAACGCAACAAAUAACACAGAUUAUCUGGUAAACGACUUUUUGAAAGCAACUCUCCAGUUUAGUGGAAUUGAUGACACAACGGGGGCAAUCACAGACGUUUUUCAAGACAAAUAUUUUAGAGUAGAAGAAAUUGGAAAUUUUACGGCAAUGGUACCAGGAUUGGUUGAUAUCUGUGGAGUAACAUUGCUGAAAGCGUGUACCCUGCAGCAAGCUAGACGAAACGCUCAUGUUCACUCCACCUUCCUGUAUACCUUCAAUUACAGGGGACAGUACACCAAGUUUGGCUAUGGUGAUGAUGCGCAUCAUUAUCCAUUCCCUGGAGGGGUUGCGCACUCAAAUGAUCUCCUCUAUCUGUUUCCGAACACUGAAGGCUCGUUGAACAGUGCGGACAGAGAAGUCGCUAAAACUGUGGUGGAACUAUGGACCAGUUUUGCUUCUAAUGGAACUCCCAGCGCGCAUGAUUUGGAAAACGUGUGGCUUCCUAUGACGUCAACCGUGGGGCCUUAUCUUCGCAUCGAGCAGCCCUCCUCUCUGCAAGCCAACUUCUACAUGGAGUACAACAUCACGGCAUCCGAGGGAUUGGAUGUGUACAUGCGGGAGUUGUCCAGUCUCUCGCCCCCCACCUGUGUCCUGUCCCGCGUUUUGUUUCUACUGACAGUAUCGGUCACAGUAGUAUCCUGCAGAUAGACCUGGCUGUGGAGGCGGCAGUGAUUUCGGACAGGUUUAUUUCAGUUGUACUUAACAAUGUCCCGUCACCAACAAAUCACUAUAGGUGAUUUAUGGAUUCGAUUACCCUUCUCCAGCAGCGAAGUACAGUUUCAUUUCCAUUUGCACCAUGGAGUUUUACAUGCAAAGUGAACAUAUUCUGUACAUCUAUUGGAAAUUGAAAAGUGUCUUAUUUCCUUAGAUAAGUUUGGACCAAGAUCCAUCAAAUAUUUAAUCUGGGAACUAAUGUUUAAAAGAUGAAUUCGCAGUCACCACCGAUGACAAAGCAGAAAAGAUGGCAAGAUCAGCAUUAGAUACUCAUAUAUCAUCCAUUGAGGAGCAGUCACCUCAUACUUGCUUGACUCGCUUACCUUGAUAUGAGCUUUGUAGCCACAGAACAUGGCAAUUUGUUAUUUUACCACUUGCCAAUUUAUCACAAGUAUGGUCUCGGUUCAAAAAUACAAUGUUAAACCGCGUUUUGUAUAUAAGGAAAGUGGAUUUUUAGGAUUCUACUUGGAACUCGUAUAUUAAAUCACAAUGUAUGUAUACCUGUACUAUGUACAAUUUUCAACUAUGUAUGUGUCAACUCAAAUUACUUACUAUACAUAUUUAGAUAAUAUUGAUGUGGUCAAUAAUGAGUUAUAUAAAAAUAGUAUUAAAUCAAUUGUUAACACAACUUACUUGUGGUUUAUCUAAAAAUUGAUAUUAAAACUACUGUUGUGAGUUUCAAUAUUUAUUAUAAACACAAAAUGUUUACAAUGCAAAACCUUAGAUUAUAUUAAUAUUAUAACAAAAUUGAUUUGCCCUGUUUAGCAAUUUUUGUUUGUUACUGAUAUUUAAUUUAAAGAAGUAUAUACGAGUAUUAUAUGCCAUAUAUUUUACAUACUAAUGGUAUGCACACUGUUUGAAGCCGCCCUAUGUUGUUUUUCUCAUAUUGCGUACUUCUAUUUUAGACUAUAAUUUUUAGCGGUACCUAUUGUUUUGGGAAAUUAAUGUGUCUAUACCAAGUGUCUCAAAAGUAAAUAAACACGUACUAUUCUAAUUAAUUACAGACAUUGUUUAUCUAGACAAUAGUUUGUUGUUUUGAAGUUGAGGGUAAUAAAUAUUUAAAACGGCUACCGUAAAUAAUUAUUAUUCGGAUGACGAUAUAGAAGUUAUCAACCUGUGCAAAUUAGCUAGACUUUAUUUCCUCAAAACAAAAUUCAUCACAUUUUUAACCUUGGUAAGAGUAAAGGAUGAUAGUACAUUAAGUGUGGACAGGGUUACUCAAGUGCAUACGGGUAUAUGGGCAUUAAUUGUUCUGUUCAUAAAAAAAGACCAAGCAAAUAAAUUACUGGUGUCACACCUUUUCUUAAACCAUUCAUAAAUGGCUCAUCGGUGUAUUGUAAAAAUAAGGGUUCUCGACGCUUGGCUGUUAAAAUUUGUAUUCACUUUUUUUAUUAACUCGUGUCAAGAUCAUUGUACGAUUAUCUCUGGAACCGUUGACUUAUUUAGGAUUGUGUAAAUGUGUCCUACAUUACAACGAUACUUUCAUUAUUUGUAGAGGUUUUAUCUGCGACAUACCAUAAUUACGUUGUUAUUGUUCCGCCAACUCUAAGUUUGUCACAAAUUCUCGUAAUUUGUAUUCUCACAGUCGAUUCAAUAGAAAUAGCAACAAGAAGAUACUUAGUAAAGGAACUAUAAUUUAAAUUACUACAUGAUUCAGUUUCAAACCACCAAGGUAUGGUGUCAGUUGCUAUGGUGAUUGAUGUAUUGUUUACUAUUUGGGACGCUACUAACUUUAAGUUGAUUCUCAAAGAAUUAUAAAGUUACUGGAUGUGCUUUUCUACCAUUUUAGUUUAUCCUCUUGUAAAUCAGGGCGUAUGUAUUACUAAAUACAUACAAAACAUUAACCAAACUUGUAUUUUUUAUUAAAAUUCUCAACUUUGUUAACUGACAGUUUUCAAUGAAACUGUGUAACAGGUUUAUGUAAAAAUAACUUGUAUAUUAAAUUACCUCCAAAUGCU